Aspergillus terreus NIH2624 is the source of this 2307-nucleotide messenger RNA. RefSeq names its product putative microtubule binding protein HOOK3. Bases 1 to 2307 code for a protein of 768 amino acids. Gene Ontology annotation, cellular component: centrosome; cytoplasm. Gene Ontology annotation, biological process: cytoskeleton-dependent intracellular transport; cytoplasmic microtubule organization. The record is from RefSeq and is a predicted model, not a curated record. The transcript is spliced from 7 exons. Lineage: Eukaryota; Fungi; Ascomycota; Eurotiomycetes; Eurotiales; Aspergillaceae. Gene Ontology annotation, molecular function: microtubule binding; dynein light intermediate chain binding.
AUGGCCUCCGAACUUACUGUGACCCAGGCCCUCCUGGAAUGGAUCAACAGCUUCGCUCUCGGAAAGACGAUUCGCACUACUGACGAGCUCACCGAUGGCAUCAUCAUCUGGGAGAUCCUCCAGGACAUUGACCCGCAGUACUUCCUCGACGAGCUGCCGGACCGCAACACGCCCGACCACUGGCUGUCCAAGCUACAGAAUCUCAAACACAUCCACAAACUGCUCGGCAGCUACAUCCGCCAGCAACCGGACGGCUUUCCCGCCGGCCUCGAUCCGUCGCCGAACCUCGAGGUCGUCGCGGAAAAGAACUCGGUCAAGGAAACCAACAAGCUCCUGAAACUCCUCCUGAUCGCCGCCAUCCGGUCGCCCAACGCGCCCUCCUACGUCGAGACCCUCCAGACACUGAGCACGCCGACCCAGGAGACCCUGAAGAACAUUUUCGAAGAGGCCGAGAACGGCCAGCACGAGCCCAUCGACGACGACGAUGACGCCCGCGACGACCCCGCCAAACGGGACCACCCCGUCGACCUCGAGCUGCAGUUUGAAGAGCGCGUGGGCAAGGUGCUCGCGGAGAAUGACCGUCUGACCCACGAGAAGAAGGAGCUCGAGAAGGCCUUGGAGGAUCUGCACAACCGCCUCGCGCGUCUCCAGGAGAACAACGACACGCUGCAGAGCCGCCUCGCGUCCACCGAGGAUCGUCUGGGGAACCUGAAGUCGGGCAAGGGCGAUCUCAGCUUCAACACCAAGGCGCUGGAGUCCAAGUCCCGGCAGCAGGAGGACAUCAUCGCUUCGCAGGAAGUGCGGCUGGCUGCCGUGCAAGACGAGAAUGACAGCCUCCGUAUGACUGUCGAGUCGUUGCGCGUCAAGAACGAGCGGUUCCAGCGACUGCAGGAUGACUACGACGUGCUUAAGACUGAGCGGGACCAGCUCGCUCGCAAGGCGAACGCUGCAGAGAAAUACCGCUCGAAGUUGCAGGCGAGUCAGGACUUCGAGAAGGAGAACCAGGCGCUCCGCAACCAGAUCAAGGACCUUCAGCAGCAGUUGAAGGACGCCGACGCACACCAGCGGUGGACGUCUGAGCGCGACGUGGAACUGGAAGAAUAUCGCCGCGUGCUGCCGCGUAUCGAACAGGAAUGUAGCGAAAUGCAGAGCAUUAAGAAGCAGCUGGAGUUCAACAACCACGCCCUGACGGAGCGGCUGAGCAGUGCUGAAGAACAGCGCGAGAGAGACGACGCGUUGAUCAGCGAGCUGCGCGAACGUAUCCGGGAGCUGGAAGGAUCGCCUGGAAGCCCGUCUCUGACGCCGGGCAGCGAAACUCCCAAACUGCAGGGAACGUUGCAGAAGGACUUUGAGGCUAUUGGUGUGAAGGAGUCUCAAUUAAAAGCUGAGAAUGAGGAACUAAAGAAGGAGGUGGAGUCCGUCAAGGGGCCGUCGACUACGGCUGGCUCCCAGCUGGAGACCUUUUCCGAUGUGUUUGUCGAAACGUUGCAGCGCGCACGGGAGAAUUCCACCCAGGGAGAGGAAUAUUGGAAACUAUACGAGCAGUACACCUCUGUGCUCAAGAAGCUGGCUGAAAUACAAGAUUCUUUGGACGGGUCCAGGAGAGCCCUGGCCGAUGCGCAAGCAGCUGUCGACCUGGCCGGCAAGGAGAAAGUGGACAUGAUCAACGAAAUCAAGGAGAAAGACUCUGCGGAGUUGACCAAGAUGCGCGAGGAGUGGGAUGAGUCGCAACAGAAGAUCUACAAUCUCCAAGCCGAAAUCGAUUCCAGCUUGGCCUUGGUCCGGGAAACCUGCGCGGAGCGAGACGAGCUGCGUGGAAUGCUCGACAACCGACAGGAUACGAUCGCCGAGAGCCGCGUGGAGGACCAGGAGACGAUGGAAGAAAUGAAGAGGCUGUUGGCCGAGAUUGCCGCGCAAGACAGCGGCGAUGCUUCGGAAGCGUCCCAGAAGUCUGGCGUCGAACUCACGAAGCAGGUCAUGGAGCUGAUUGAGAAGAACCUAGAACGACUGGCGAAGCGUGCAGAGUAUAUACACAACCAGAACGAGCACAUCAAAUUCCUCCAGGAACGACUCAAGCGUUUCGAGGACGACAACGAGGUCAUCAGCAAGGAGCGCGAGAUGGAGCUCCAGAAAAUCAUCGACGCCCAGACACGAGAACUCGCCUUGAUGAGCUCCUCGUGGUACGAGUUGCAGAGUCGACUGCAGAACAACAAUGUCACCAUUUCAAGAUACCGCCACGGAUCCAGCCUGGCCGAUGCCCAGAAGGGCUGGCUGGCCAGACAGAGAACCGUGGUCGCUGGUCGGUAG